CCUGGACAUGUUUUCAACGAUCAAAAAUAUAAUCAACCUGCCGAAUAAGAACAUUUCCAAGAUUUUCUUGAAAACCGUUACAGACGAAGAAACAUAAUUAGGGAUUUUCUUUGCAACCCAGAAGAAGAAUAAAGGGGGGAAAGUCUCUUCUUUUCUUUUCUGGAUUCUUCUUUCUCUUUUCUUCGGUUUGCUUUCUGUUUCUCCUUUGAAUCUUCAGGUCGGAGAUUUUCCUGAUUCGGUUCGUGUAUGAUGUGAUUUUUGUAUGCUCGAUUGAUCGAUCCUUUGAAGAACAAAGGAUCUUCUUUUCAGCAUAUAUUCAUAAAUCUCAAGAUUUGUUGGUUUUUGAGAUAAAAGGAGAUUUGAGGGUUGCACAACAGCAGAUAUUGUCUAAUUAAUGGAGCAAUUCAGACAAAUAGGCGAGGUUUUGGGAAGUCUAAAUGCACUAAUGGUACUACAAGACGAUAUCUUGAUCAACCAAAGACAAUGUUGUUUGCUGUUAGACAUCUUCAGCUUAGCUUUCACCACUGUCGCAGAAGAGAUCAGACAGAAUCUGAAGCUCGAAGAGAAACACACAAAGUGGAAAGCCCUUGAACAGCCUCUCAGGGAGCUUUACAGAGUGUUUAAAGAAGGAGAAUUGUACGUUAAGCAUUGUAUGGACAACAGUGAUUGGUGGGGCAAAGUAAUCAACCUUCACCAGAACAAAGACUCUGUUGAGUUUCACAUACACAACUUGUUCUGUUAUUUCCCUGCGGUUGUCGAAGCCAUUGAGACAGCCGGAGAGAUUUCGGGUCUUGACCCUUCUGAGAUGGAGAGAAGGAGAGUUGUGAUAUCAAGAAAGUACGAUAUAGAGUGGAACGAUCCUAAGCUGUUCCAAUGGAGGUUUGGGAAACAGUAUCUUGUCCCUAGAGAUAUUUGCAGCCGGUUCGAGCAUUCAUGGAGAGAAGACAGAUGGAAUCUUGUGGAGGCGUUGCAAGAGAAGAGGAAAUCAGACAGCGAUGAUGUCGGAAAGACAGAGAAGCGUCUUGCUGAUCUGCUUCUCAAGAAGCUAACCGGGUUAGAGCAGUUUAACGGUAAACUGUUUCCGAGCUCGAUACUUGUUGGCUCAAAGGAUUAUCAGGUGAAGAAGCGGUUAGGUUCAGAUGGACAGUACAAGGAGAUUCAAUGGUUAGGUGAUAGUUUUGCAGUGAGGCAUUUCUUCAGCGAUCUUGACCCGUUAAGUUCUGAGAUCUCUUCUCUUUUAGCACUUUGUCAUUCGAAUAUACUUCAGUACCUCUGUGGAUUCUACGAUGAAGAAAGGAGAGAAUGUUUUUUGGUUAUGGAGCUUAUGCACAAAGAUCUUCAGAGCUACAUGAAGGAGAAUUGUGGACCAAGAAGAAGAUAUCUCUUCUCAGUAUCCGUAGUGAUUGAUAUAAUGCUUCAGAUUGCAAGAGGAAUGGAGUAUCUCCAUGGAAACGAUAUCUUCCAUGGAGAUUUAAACCCAAUGAACAUUCUCUUGAAAGAGAGGACUCACACAGAAGGCUACUUCCAUGCCAAAAUCUCUGGAUUCGGUUUAUCUUCUGUCAAAUCUCGGUCUUCCUCUAGACCAAGCACUCCUGAUCCUGUGAUAUGGUACGCACCUGAAGUUCUAGCAGAGAUGGAGCAAGACACUAAAGGCACAACAACAACUCCGAAAUCGAAGCUGACUCACAAAGCUGAUGUGUACAGCUUUGCAAUGGUGUGUUUUGAGCUUAUAACAGGUAAAGUUCCGUUUGAAGACAGUCAUCUUCAAGGUGAGCAAAUGGCUAUCAACAUUAGGAAGGGAGAGAGACCUCUCUUCCCUUUCCCUUCACCUAAACACCUCGUUGGUCUGAUCAAACGGUGUUGGCACUCAGAACCGAGCCAGCGUCCCAACUUCUCUUCCAUUUGCAGGAUACUAAGAUACAUCAAGAAGUUCCUAGUUGUGAAUCAAGACCAUGGCCACCCUCAGAUGCAAACUCCACUUGUUGACUGUUGGGACUUGGAAGCAAGGUUCUUGAGGAAGUUUCCAGGUGACUCAGGGUCACACACGGCGUCAGUGAAUCAAAUCCCUUUCCAGCUAUACUCGUAUAGGGUUUUGGAAAGAGAGAAGAUGAAUCCAAACUCAAAAGAAAGCAGUAACUCAGAGGCAAGCGAAUCAGAAAGCGUUUCAGUGGUCGAUGAUCCACCUAACGCCACAAGAGAUACAAAGUCUUUGUGUCUAGACACAAUCUCUGAAUACUCAGAUACAAGAUCAGUUUCCUCAGAAGCUCCUAUCAAAAAGGUCUCACCAGCUUUAAAGAAAACCGGCGAGAUGGUAAAGCUGAGAAAAAGUCCAAGCUUAGGUUCAGAGAAGUUGAGAGCUACAGGGACUACUACGCCGGUAAAAGCAAGAUCAUCGCCGAAAGUAUCACCGUUGAGUCCAUUCGGAAGAAGCAUUAAGGCGAGGAAGGAUAAUCGAUUGCCUUUGAGUCCAAUGAGUCCUCUAAGCCCAGGAAUACGUAGACAACAAACUGGUCAUGCUUCAGACUCUGAGCUUACUUAGCUUUUCAUCAAAACAUUAAGAAACAGGAGAAGAUUCAUGAAAGACAUUUUUGUCAGUUUCAUAAGUGAAAAACAAAACAGAAACCAAAAUCAAUGAGGUAGGAAUCUUUGCAUACUUUUUUUGUCAGUUCCUAUAUAGAAGCUUCUCGUGGGAUUUGUCUUCAAGAGUAUGGUUUCCAUUUCUUUUCUUCUUUUACUGGGUAGCUUUUGCAAGAAUACAAUCGAAUGUUGCAAUACUAACUUUUUUUUGUGUGUGUACAAAACAGAAACUGAUCAGUUUUUUCAAAAAGAUUAACAUUCAACUA
Thlaspi arvense is the source of this 2843-nucleotide messenger RNA. The record is from the annotation of a GenBank genome assembly. Lineage: Eukaryota; Viridiplantae; Streptophyta; Magnoliopsida; Brassicales; Brassicaceae.